CUUACUCCCUCCCCCUUUCCCUCUCUCUCUCUCUCUCUCUGUGUCUCUGGCGUGUGCUCAGAUCUGCAGUGGUUUAUUCAGUCGUUCAGUCGGGUCGUGUUGCUGCUCUGCAUGCUUGCUGCAUGCACGUGUGUUUGCUCGCCCCGGCUGGUAUGCAUAGACUGGAAGGAGGCUGCAAAUGUGUCCUUAGGAGGAGAUGCGGUCUCGUGCAGCAACCCUGUGAGGCGGUUCUGCCCCGCGACGGCUCUGCUAGGACACUUCCUCUGUGGACCUCCGAGUGCGAGCGCUACUCUUAACAAAGCAACUUCUUGGGAAGUAGCAGCUUCUCCGUGGCUGAUUUCCUCCAGUCCAAGGACCAGCAGCUUUCUCUCAGCCUGAGGACAGCAGAUGAUUCAGCUACCGUGGGCACAGUGGUGGUGAGCCGGAUGAAGAUGGGUGAGAUCGAGGAUGGUGAGGUGGACCACUUUACCACCGACAUGCACCGGAAGUGCACGCUGGUGUACGAGUCGUCACAUGGAAGGAUUAAUGACAAAGAUAACGGACCAAUAAUGAAUGCUGUGUUUAAGAACGCGGUGUGUAAGGUGUACAGGUUUCAGACGGUGGACAGUAAAUGGAUGUUGGUUCGGGAACAGAUGGCGGAGUGUACGCUGUCCUUCAGCAUCCCGAAGCAGCUCAUCGCCCUCUACAUUCAGGAGGAUACCUGCAGGAUACAAGAGCUGAAAGAUCUAGGAGAGCUCUCUCCACACUGGGACAAUCUGCGGAAGGACGUGAUCUCUCACUACGACCAGAUCAUCAAAGAAUACCAGGACACGCUGGUGGAGCUGGAGAAACUUACUGGCCCGUUGUUCAAGCCCAGCUGCAGCAAAGGCCAGAAAUAUCUGGAGUUCAUUCCCAUCAACCUGCACACACAGAGAAUGCGGGUGACGUGUCCAAGGAAAACAGAUUCCUUCUAUGAUGUGGUCACAGUAGGAGCUCCGGCAGCCCAUUCGCAAGGCUUCAAGAACGGAGGCUUGCAGAAACUGCUCAGCAAAUACGAAACCGAGAAGAAGAGCCACAGCACGGCGUAUCAGUGCAUUUACUAUCCUCCAGAACAGACGGCCAAGGCCCGCGAGAUCCUGUGUGUGGUGUCCCAGCUGCAGCCGCACAUCUCUGCGCUGGCCGACCAGCUGCUCCAGACGGCCCAGCAGAGCUCCAGCCAGCCUCUCCGAGACGUCCUCAAGAGCCUGGAGGAGAAGACGGAGCAGUUUGUUCACGCUCUGAAGGAUGAGCUGGUGAAGAGCGCCCUCCUGGCGCUGCACGCCGCUCGUCCUGGAUACAUCAGCAAAAGUCAGACUUCUGCUCCGUCCAGCCCACGCGAGGCCGACCCGCACCCCAGCGCCCCCGAGGAACCGCACAGCGUCUGUAACAAUGUGGACGGCUCUCAGACGCCGCCGAAAGAAAGCCGAGCGUCUCCCGUCCGCUCCGACUCCAUUCCGCACCACAAGGAGUACGACGAGGAGGAAUGGGACAGGGUCUGGGCCAGUGUGGCGAAGAGUUUGAACUGUGUCAUCGCCCUGGUGGAUAAACUACAGGAGCAAGACAACAACAACCUGGAAUCAGCACCCAGCCACACGCUCGCUGACGUCAUCACCUCACACAGUCCCGAUCCUCCCCUGACAGCUGCAGUUUGGCGGGAUCAGCUCGGCGUCCUGAUUCAGUCAUUGAAGGAGUGUGUGGCAGAAGUGGCGGAGAGAGCCAGGCGCUCCGUGAGCUUUGUCCUGCUCCAGGAGGCGGUGUGCAGCACGGCACAGGGCCUGCAGCUGCAGCAGAGACGGGACGCUGUCUUCAGCCAGGCACUGGCUGCGCUGGCAUGUGGAUUUGUCAUGCGAUUAUACGCAGGUUUGGAAGAUAAGGGCUUUCUCAGACAGCUGCACGCCGUCGGGCUGGUGGCCCAGUUUGAGAGCCUGCUGAGUACUUACAGUGAAGAAAUAGGGAUGCUGGAGGACAUGGAGGUGGGGAUCAGUGACCUGCACAGAGUGACCUUCAGGAUCACAGAGGCGGCGUCUGAGGAAGCAGUCAGCCUGCAGCCCACCGUCAGCGGUAGACGAGACCGUUACACUGUCGAGGUGCCUCUCCCACAUCAUGCCUUCCAAGCGCUCCCGGAUGAGCUGCGUGAGGGCAAGCCUCUGCGUGUGCUCCCCGUGCUCUUCAACGUGGGCAUAAAUGAGCAACAAACCAUCGCUGAGAGAUUUGGUGACAUAUCUUUACAGGAGAGAAUAAACCAGAAGAACUUUGAGAUUCUAGAAGGUUACUAUAAAUCCUUAACCAACACGGUGCCAUCUGAAUGCCUGCCGUGUUUUCAGACACAGACAGACAUUAAGGAACUGCUCAACACCCUCGGCCAGAAUGUAGUAACCAAGAAGAGAAAGAAUGUGGAGAUCCUGUGGCUUGCGGGAAUGAUCUGUCGACGGAUAAAUGGUAUCCGAUUCACCAGCUGUAAAAGUGCCAAAGACAGGACGUCCAUGUCAGUGACGCUGGAGCAGUGCUCUCUGCUGCGGGACGAGCACCAGCUCAAUAAAGAUUACUUUGUGCGAGCUCUGGACUGCAUGCGGAGCGGUCUCUUGGCCCAGGGAGAGGUUGCCCAAUGGGACGACCCUGAAGUGGGCUCCGUAGCUAUUAACAAGCCGGCGUCCCGCCACUUCUAUCCAAUCGCCCUUCUGCUUGUCAGCUCCCACCUGCUGGUGGUGUGGCUCAUUUUAAGUCUUGUUUUUUUGCUUGCAAAAUACCAAUAAACUGCUGAUUAUGCCAUAA
Molecule: messenger RNA, 2790 nt
Organism: Sinocyclocheilus rhinocerous
Lineage: Eukaryota; Metazoa; Chordata; Actinopteri; Cypriniformes; Cyprinidae
Product: type II inositol 3,4-bisphosphate 4-phosphatase-like
Exons: 19
Coding region: 426-2771 (781 amino acids)
Cellular component (GO): cytoplasm
Molecular function (GO): phosphatidylinositol-3,4-bisphosphate 4-phosphatase activity
Source: RefSeq, a predicted model, not a curated record